Acanthoscelides obtectus is the source of this 5939-nucleotide messenger RNA. The record is from the annotation of a GenBank genome assembly. Lineage: Eukaryota; Metazoa; Arthropoda; Insecta; Coleoptera; Chrysomelidae.
CAAGAAUGUCAAAAACAAUAACCAAACUUGUAAUUUUUGACAAGUCGAGAGUGAUUUUGAAUUUUUUUCCUAAAAUUGAAUUUUCUAACAAAAUAUUAAUCAAACACAACAAUGUCUGGAGGAGCGGAUGAAUUGAUGCUCCUGGAAAGGGUGUUUCUAAGGCUAGGAUCUGCUGAAACCGAUGAACAAUUACAAAAUGUACUUUGCAAGUUUCUGCCACCAGUUUUACUUAAAUUGUCUUCUCCACAAGAACCGGUACGUAAGAAGGUGAUGGAAUUACUGAUCCACGUCAACAAAAGGAUAAAGUCAAGACCACAGGUCCAGUUGCCUGUUGAAGCACUUUUAACUCAGUACCAAGACCCUUCAGCAACUUCAUUUGUAACUAAUUUCACCAUUAUAUAUUUGAAAUCUGGCUUUCCCAGACUGCCAAUAGAAAAGCAAACAGAAUUGGUUCCAACAGUCCUGACUGCCUUAGAAAAUAAACUUCAGUCUCAUGUUGACAGUCUGUUGUUGCUUAUUGUACCACUAUUAGGUAAAAUAAAAGUUCCUACUGAUCCAGAAAAGGUAUCUGGAGUAUUUGGAUUGAACGAAAAACCACAUAUUACUAAACAGUUGUUGGAUAUUUUGUUGGAUAUGUUACUUCUACCAUAUAGUGCAUUAUCACCAACACAAACUGAAGCAACUGAUCAGUCAUCUGGUAGUAGUUUAUCAAUACCACCUUGUAUGAGUGAGGCAUCAUACAAGAGAGUGACUACUGGUAAUCCAUUAAAGCCUGAUGAAUUGGAAGAGAUCAAGCUAGGUAUAGUAAAGUUUAUUGGCCAUGGAGUUUUUGCAAAUGAAGAUAUUUUGCCGCAUUUAAUUAUUGCUGGUUCAGACACCCGAUUUGCUGUGGUUAAUUUGGCCGAAAAUGAACUUAAGAAAGUUGUGGGAUCUGUGGAUUGGGGUUCCCUUAAAGUAUGCUUGCCUCUAUACAAUUUAUUUUUGGGUACUCAAGGCAAAACAAAGAAACCUGAACAGGAAAAAAUGCCGGCAAACACAAGGAUUCGUCUAAAGCUACUCACUUAUCUAUGCAGAAUUACCGGUGGGGGAUUUGCGUUUCCCCAAUGCAUUCAAAUUAUCUUUGAUUCUUUGUAUGGAACCCAAACAAACACCAGGUUGAAAACUCAAGCUUUGACGUUCACAAAUAAUAUUAUAAGAUAUGCGAAUGUUGAUCCACUGUCCAAGCUGUCAGUAGUCCUGUUAUCAGGGCUGCAAAAACUAAUCAAAGAAGGUGAAGAGAUGCAUCAAGGUCAGGCAUUCGUUACUAUUGGUAUGCUUGCACAACGCUUUCCCGAAAAAGUAUACCAUGAUGUUGGGUUGCUAGAAACUUUUUUCAAUGGUAUGGAAAAUGCAAACCCAGAGUUACGCGUUCAGAUCAGAGAAGGUAUAUUGAAUCUAAUCUCAGCAUAUAAAUACGACAUUUUCCCCGACGAAUGCGAUAAGGAUGGAAGGUUGAAUAUUUUGUUCGCUCUGAUUAAGAGUAAAAUGACGUCGAACGAGCCUAUGGUCAGAUUUGUGGCAGUGAGAACGCUAGCGACCAUAUUCCCUCCCAAACAUGUACCGUCGAGGUUUGUGCUCUUAACAGCUACUGGAGACAGCAAAGAUGACGUAUCAUCGGAAGCAUUCAAGGCUUUAUAUGGAACAAUGAGAAAGAACGAUGUCGAUUUAGCUAGGGAUAAAUCUAAAAAAAUGGACAUGCCCUCUUUUGAAGAAAUCACCCAAUAUGUCUAUACUGAGGCAGAAACAAACUUGAAGGAUGCAUCUAAAGCUGUUACUGUCGGUAAUCAAACGUUACCAUUCAAUGUCAGCGUUUUUGUUGAGAUUCUGAUCUACAUAAGGUUGACCUUGCUAAGAGAAUUAGACGUGCCUUUGACGAGGGAUAUCUUGAAACAUCCGUGUGAAUAUACGCCAAAGAUAAGCGUAUACAUGCAAUCAAAGGCAAAGAAUGGCGAUGACAGCAAACAAAGUUCUUUAAUACAAUAUGCGAAUUUGGUUCGACGACUGCUGAUUGCAAAUCCUGCUCCUCAACCGUUAUGCUGCAUGGUUGAACUUAUCGGAUGCGUUCCAUUUCUCCACACUCUUCUUUCCAACGACUUACAAUGGAUCAAAGAUCAACUUUCGUCUACAAAAGAAGAGAUCAGGGAGUAUAGCGCUCUGCUGUAUAGUUUAGUACUGACUGGAUCUACAAAGAAUAGCGAAUUUGAGUCUGCAGUGAACGCACUCAUGUCCCAGUUGAGCAGUAAAAAUUUGGAAGGUCAACAUGGGCACCUGCUCGGCAUAGGGAACUGCAUGGAAUUGGAAAUUAUGAACAAGAAGGCUGCUAAGAAAGACGUGUCGAAGUGGGACUUGUAUAAGAGUAGUCUUCAGGCUGUUGUUCCUUUCUUGAAAAAUCAGAAUCCGCUUCUUCUGGGAGGUGCAUGCACAAGUGUUGGCCUCUUGGGUAGAGUUCACGGUCUACCACUGGUUGACGGCACACCCAAGAACGGUAGUCCUGACGCUAAAAGACCAGCGACUGAUUCUGUUUCGAAGAUCGACGUUGUUAACCAAUUGUUGGAGGUUAUGAACAACACAAAAUUAUCGCCUAAAGUAAGAGAAAAAGCUGCGAAAGCUUUAGGAUUGUUAUGCGUCGGGGAGAGAUUCCCGCAUACGAAAGAAGUGCUGCAGGGAUUUUUAGAUACUGCUAAAGAGACAAAGGACGUAGAGGUACACUUCACUAUCGGCGAGUCUCUCGUAAUGUGCUGUCAAAGCAUCUGGUCGUCUGAGGCUCGCAACGCCUGGACGACUUUGCCCUCAGACUACAAACCAGAGACUUCGGAGGUCCAAUCGGACGACACCUUGGACUGGUUGCUGGACGAGCUGCUCAAGCUGGCCACGCACACUCAUCCCAAUUCCAAGCAAGCUUCGUGCAUAUGGCUGCUGGCGGUCAUUAAAGGAUGUGGAGAGAGGGAGCCUAUCACCAAGCGGCUUCAGAGAGUGCAGAACGUCUUUAUGGAUUUGUUGUGCGAGAAUAAUGAUAUCAUUCAGGAUGCAGCUUCUAAAGGUAUAUGUGUAGUCUAUGAUACAUAUAAAUCCGAAGAGCUCUUAUCGGCUCUGGUGAGACAGUUGACGUCUGGAAAGAGACAAGUGGCACAGGUGACUGAUGACACCAAACUUUUCGAAGAAGGGCAAUUGGGGAAAGCACCAUCAGGGGGUAACCUCACCACAUACAAAGAGCUGUGCUCAUUGGCCUCUGACUUAAACAAGCCUGACCUCAUCUACCAGUUUAUGCAUUUAGCCAAUCACAAUGCGAUUUGGAACUCAAAGAAAGGAGCAGCCUUUGGAUUUUCAAGUAUAGCGGAGAGGUGCGGCGAAGAUCUCAAAGUCUAUCUACCCGACAUCAUACCUAAAUUGUAUAGGUAUCAGUUCGAUCCUACGCCAAACAUCCAGGCUUCGAUGCAGAACAUUUGGAGGGUGUUAGUCUCAGAACCACAAAAAGUGCUGGACGAAUACUACGACAAAAUUCUUGCCGAUCUGCUGGAAAACCUGAACCAUCACCAAUACAGGGUGAGGCAGUCCUGUUGUCUGGCACUUCAAGACUUCCUGAAAGGCUCUGGUAAUCGAUCCAUUCACGAUGCAAUUAGCUCUAUGGAUGAAUUGUGGACUAAACUGUUCAGAGUGAUGGACGAUCAUCAUGAACAGACUAGAAUUACUGCUUGUAGGACGGCUAAGAUAUUGAGCAAGUUAUGUAUCAGAGGCUGUGAUAUAAGUCAAGGGAAGGCGGGAGUCAGAAUGGUAGAAACGGUGUUGCCACCUCUAUUAAACAAUGGUAUAACAAAUACAGUAGCUGAGGUGAGACUUAUAAGUUUACAGACUGUAGCGGAACUUGUAACAUCAGCCGGCAAACAACUGAAACCGUUCUUGCCAAAGCUAAUCCCAGCGCUUUUACAAGCUACAGGCGAAAUGGAAUCUGCCAAAUUAUCGUAUUACAGCACCAUGCUUGGUGGAAAUUCUCAAUUGCAAGAAGAUUUGGAUAGCGCAAGAGCAUCGAUUGCAAAGUCGCAUUUCACCACGGAAACUGUAUCCAAGAGUUUACAAUUUGCUGAUGCAUCGAUUUUGGAAGAACUAGUGCCUAAAAUCACAGAACUGAUGAAGGGCACCGUCGGCCUUGGUACUAGGAUUGCUUGUGCUCAUUUCAUCACACUUUUAGUGAUACAGCUUCGACAAGAUGUUCAACCAUAUGCAGGUAAACUACUGGCUGUAUUGGUCAAUGGUUUGACAGAUAGAAAUGCGGCAAUUAGAAAACACUAUGCAUCAGCUAUUGGCCAUUUGGUGUCCGUAGCAAAAGAUUCUAGCCUGGAAAAACUAUUUGCGAAACUGCAGCAUUGGUAUUUUGAAAGAGAAGAAUUUUUGAUAGAGCUGACAGCAAGCUAAUAGGUCGGAGAUCACCAGGAACCUGAGGAUUGGGAAUCUUUGGAAGAGGAUGCACUAAUGCUUUCUUCCAAGCACUUGGAAAAACACCGCGCUCUAAACAACAAUUUAUUAAGUGCAAAAUGUAUAUUCCUACAGCAGGUAGACACAAUUUAAUCAUCUCAAUGGUAAUGCCAUCAAUACCACUAGAAUUGGACUCGAUACUGCGAAUAGCAUCCAAUACUGUAGAUAUAUCGACAAGACGGAACUGAAAAUGAAAAUCUUGGUUUAAUUUGUUAUGGCUAUAAAAUUCCAUAGUUUCCGAGCAAUCAUCGUCACUUUUCUGGAAUAUACUGGUAAAAUAGUUAUUUAUUUCAUUGGGAACUGCUAAAUCAUCUGGAAUGUCAUUAUUACUAGAAUCUUGAAUUCUAAAUGACUUAAGAGCUUUAUAAAGAGCUGCAGAGUUUCUUUGUCGAGAUAGAUGUUGAAGGUAGCCUGAUUUCUCUGCACGUGUAGCAGUUUUUACUCACUGUUUUUAGUGGUGCAUGUAUGUCAAAAAGUCCUACAAUGUUAUCGGAAAUAAAUGUUACUUUCUCAUCGAUAUUAGCCAUAUAAAUAACUUCAGCCCAAUUAACGCUAAAUAAGUCAUCGUCAAAAGAGGUUAGAUCAAAAUUGCGAUAGUCUCUAAAUGUAAUUAGUCUAGGUGGUGGUUUAUUGUUUUUACACGAAAUGUGACAGAAUACAGCCUGAUGGUCACUAAAGUUAACAGUGAAAGUUCCCACUUUGGAACAUCUUUGUGCACAGUUGAAGAAAACCGGAUCUAAAAGCGUUGAAGAAUGAUCAGUUAUUCGAGUUGGUUCAUUCAAUAACUGGUGCAGGCUGUAAGAUUGAAAGCACUGAUUAAUCUUAUUAUCAAUAAAGGAAAUGGAGAAUGGAAUAGAUUUUUAUUUAUGGGGACACUUUAAGACGAUGGUUUACGCUAUUCCCAUAGAAAUAGAAGAAGUAAGAAAUAUAAUCGUAAAUGCUAGCGAAGCAAUAAGAAAUAGACCUCGAAUUUGAGGAGGUUUACGGGAAUGGAUGGUGGACAUUUCCAACAUUUGUUGUAGUGUACUUUAAGUUGUGGUACCUAUCGGAAAAUUUGCAAUAAUACUCUUCCCUAGAAAUUUUUUUGAUUUUUUAUUUUCCAAGGCACUUGUGAUUUUUUUUGCAAAAAUUAAACCAAUUUUGCCCAGUGACAUGCAAUAAAACAGUUUUUAUUUUUUUUUUCGAAAACGAAAUGAGAUACGAAAAAAAAAUACAGGAGUCAAAUAAGUUGUAUUUUUAGAUGCUUAAUCAAACAACAAAUAAUAUUAGAGUUAAAAAAAAGGCAGUGGCGUACAUUUUUUUGCCAAUAAUAUUCGCUAAGGUGCCUCCGGGACGCCUAAUAAUUUUAAUCUAUUUAGGGCAAAUUAUAGAGGUUAACAGGAAAAUAGAUGCGGAGCCGGUAGGGGAAGGUAGUACAAGCCAAUCUGAGU